UUCGCGUGAAAUCGUCAAUUUAUCAUUAGGUAACAAUCUCGCCGGGCUUUGUACAAUUCCUGGCCAAACAGGCCUGCUUUUCAGUUAUAAGCUCGGCAAUCAAAAGAUCACGGAUCUUAUAAAAUCGAAAGUUCUCUCUCUGUCUGUUAGACUUGUUUGUGAUACGCUGGUUUUUGGAAGACACCCAAGCUCAAAAGGAGAGAGACAGGAUGUGGAAGGGCUCGGUAGGAUAAAAACAAAGUCAAACCUAGGUAAAAGGACACUUGUGAAGAAAUAUUCUUGGAGUCUCGUAGAAUCAUUCAGUCAGUUACAGUCAAUCUCACACGAAGAGAACUACCGUGCACAUCUCCCAGAUUCUCAUCGUACACACUUGUUGAACACGGCCAGCAUGACUUCGUUUAUGUUAAGUCCCAGAAGUUUCUCCCUAAUCUUGGCUCUGGCUGCAAUAAUUGGCGUUACAGCUGUUCGAGCGGAACUCAAACUAGUGAACGUGAUAUUCCGACAUGGCGAUAGAACGCCUGAUGCCAGUGAUGAUGAAAAAUAUCCGAACGAUCCCUACUUGAAUUAUUCUUAUUAUCCAAUGGGUCGUGGCCAACUGACCAACACGGGUAAAAUGCGAGAAUACACACUGGGACUAUUCUUGAGGGAGAGGUACGAAGAUUUCUUGGGAGAGCUUUAUAUACCUGAUGAAGUCUCAGUUCUUAGCUCGGACUACGAUCGAACGAAAAUGUCUUUGCAACUAGUCCUCGCUGGACUUUACCCGCCGAAUGACACUGUGGAACGUUGGAAUCAAAAUCUGAAUUGGCAACCAAUCCCCGCGAGAUACCUGCGACGCUACGAAGACAACUUCUUUCUACCGGAGAAUUGCCUCUUAUUUUUAGUUGAAUACAACAGAGUGUUGCAAUCACCGGAAGGGAAACAGCAACUGGAACAUUAUAGCGGAUUUAUGAAACAAUUGACAGAGUGGACUGGGAAAAACAUAUCCACGCCGUGGGAUUUGUAUUACUUGUACCAUACACUGAUGGCCGAAUCCUCUUACGGUUUCGUCUUGCCAAAUUGGACAAACGGUAUAUUCCCAUACGGAGAAUUAUGGAACGCAACAAUAUUUUCGUACCAUAUCGCCAAUUCGACUCCUCUGUUGAGAAGACUAUACGGAGGCCCGUUUCUCCGGCUCGUUACAAGGCACAUGUUGAAUCACAUAAGCGGCAUAAAAGAUGAGGGAGAAAAAAUAAAUUUGUUCAGCGGACACGAGAGCAACGUUGCCGCCGUUUUAUACGCUCUCGGAGUCUAUUAUCCGCACGUUCCUGAAUAUUCAAGCUCGGUUAUACUGGAACUUCAUUACAUUGGUAACAGUUACUACGUGAAGGUGGUUUACUACUUGGGCAUUCCAUCCAAAGGAAAUGAACUUCAGCUACCUAACUGUGACGUGCUCUGCCCUAUCGACAAGUUUUUGCAAUUAAUCGAAGAUGUGACGCCAUCGAAUGAGGAAAUGAUUUGUGACAAAGGCCUGUCGAGUGCAUUCGUAGAUAAGAUGACAAUCGAGGAAUUAGAUCUAUUGAAAUACAAUCUGAUAAAGACUGCAGGAGUCAUUGAGUAAAUAACGGAAC
Molecule: messenger RNA, 1607 nt
Organism: Frieseomelitta varia
Lineage: Eukaryota; Metazoa; Arthropoda; Insecta; Hymenoptera; Apidae
Gene: Acph-1
Product: venom acid phosphatase Acph-1-like
Exons: 8
Coding region: 389-1597 (402 amino acids)
Biological process (GO): dephosphorylation
Molecular function (GO): phosphatase activity
Source: RefSeq, a predicted model, not a curated record